Messenger RNA from Ilex paraguariensis (yerba mate), 2277 nucleotides. NCBI's taxonomy places the organism in Eukaryota, Viridiplantae, Streptophyta, Magnoliopsida, Aquifoliales, Aquifoliaceae. The record is from the annotation of a GenBank genome assembly.
GUUCUAUCUAGGACGGUGUGCAAGCUGGCAGCAAUGGAUGCUCUGUUUUCUCUUUCCUGGAAACACCCCCUUCUCCACUCUCUUCCCCGUUCUUCUUUCUUAGAUUGAUUUCAGUCGAUCUGCAUUGGUUUUGUCUUCCCAGUCUCCACUAAAAAUUUUCUUGAGAAAUAUUGAAAACCCACAACUCUAUCUCACAGAUCUGAUGAGUCUCUCCCGAAUCAAGCAAAGAUUUUACGAGAAAAUCCAAACCAUUUUUCUUAGAUCUUUUUUCAGGCCUAUAUUUUUUCUUUAGCUCCAAAACAUGAAAGUGAACCAGAAAGAUUCAGAGAAACUACUUUGGGAUCAGAUGAGAAGCUCCUCGUGCAAAGCCAUUCCGGUCACUGGCUCACAAAAUCGAGCCUUGCCCAAGCUCUUGCUCUGGCUCAUCCUCUUCGUCUCCGCCACCUACGUCGUCUACACUCUGAAGCUUGUUGGGUCUUCACGCGCUUGUGACGAUGAUAUCUUCAGCAAACCCAAUCGAAAAUCUGUACUGAUACAUUCAUCAUCAACAUCAGGAAAACCCAACUCAACAAUCCCAUCAAAUUAUUUCCUGCAAAAUCAAACCAUGUUUUCUAGUGAAAAAAUCCCCAAAACCCACCAAAAAACAGAGCUCAAAGACAUCGUUUUCGGCAUUGCAGCCUCGGCGAAACUUUGGGAAAAGAGAAAGAACUACAUAAAGCUUUGGUGGAAACCCGAAGAAAUGAGAGGCAUAGUAUGGCUAGAUAAGCCAGUAAACAACUCCAAAAAUGAGGGUCUUCCACCGAUAAAAAUCUCCGGCAACACCUCUCAUUUUGCCUACAAGAACCGGCAGGGUCACCGGUCGGCGAUUCGGAUUUCUCGGAUCGUAUCUGAGACACUAAGGCUAGGAAUGGAGAAUGUGAAGUGGUUUGUGAUGGGCGAUGAUGAUACAGUCUUUGCUAUCGAGAAUUUAGUUAGAAUAUUGAACAAGUAUGAUCAUAAUCAGUUCUAUUACAUUGGGAGCUUAAGUGAGAGUCACUUGCAGAACAUUUAUUUUUCUUAUAGUAUGGCUUAUGGUGGUGGUGGGUUUGCAAUAAGUUAUCCAUUAGCAAAGGCUCUUGACAAAAUGCAAGAUCAGUGUAUUCAAAGGUACCCUGGGUUGUACGGCUCUGAUGAUAGAAUGCAGGCUUGUAUGGCUGAACUCGGUGUUCCACUCACCAAAGAACUCGGUUUCCACCAGUAUGAUGUGUAUGGGAAUUUAUUCGGGCUCCUGGCAGCCCACCCAGUGACACCAUUGGUGUCGUUGCACCACCUUGAUGUGGUGGAGCCUAUCUUCCCCAAUGUGACACGACUGCAAGCUCUACAGCGGCUUAAACUCCCAAUGAAGAUUGAUUCAGCAGGUCUCAUGCAACAAUCCAUUUGCUAUGACAAAGCAAGGAGUUGGACAGUUUCAGUUUCUUGGGGCUUUGCAAUUCAAAUAUUUCGGGGAGUCUUGUCGCCCCGUGAGAUUGAAAUGCCAUCAAGGACAUUCUUGAAUUGGUACAGGAGAGCAGAUUACACGGCCUAUGCAUUCAACACACGUCCAGUUAUGAGAAACCCUUGUCAGAAGCCCUUUGUGUAUUAUUUGUCAUGGGCGAGAUUAGAUUCUGUGAAAAUACAAUCAGUGAGUGAAUAUACUCGGCAUCAGGUUCCUUAUCUGGAGUGCCACUGGAAGAUGGCAGAUCCUGCGGAACUUGACAGAGUGGUGGUUUAUAAGAAGCCUGAUCCACAUCUAUGGGACAGGUCUCCAAGAAGAAACUGUUGCAGGGUCUUGAACACAAAAGGAAAAAGCAUGGUCGUGGAUGUAGGUGUAUGUAGGGAAGAUGAGGUUAGUGAAGUAUAAUCACAACCAGAGAAUGGAUCAGGGUACAGAUGGACUCUCUUUUCCUAGAACUUAUACCAGGGGUGUUAGGAGGGAGAAGGAAGAGUAAGGCAGCAGCAUUUCAAAGGUACUCAACAGAGAGAGAAGUAGGAUUAGUAGACGAAACAAGAGGAAAAUACUAGAGCAAGAUGAACUCUCAGGAAAAGAGAGCAUACUUUCUUCACUUAUUAAAGUGAUGAUCGCACACUAGGUCUGUUAUUCUUGUAUUUCACCUUGUUUAUUUUGAUUCUUAGUGCUAUAUUUCUUAUUAAUUUGUUAAUUUAUGGCCAUUGAACUUUCUUGCAAGGACCUUCCCAGUUCCACUGACGAACAAUCACUAGAAAAAAAAAUUGUGAAUGUACAAAACUGCUAGUCUAUUC